Messenger RNA from Aspergillus fijiensis CBS 313.89, 1200 nucleotides. RefSeq names its product kinase-like protein. The transcript has a single exon. The record is from RefSeq and is a predicted model, not a curated record. Gene Ontology annotation, molecular function: protein kinase activity; ATP binding. The coding region runs from base 1 to 1200 and encodes 399 amino acids. Gene Ontology annotation, biological process: protein phosphorylation. NCBI's taxonomy places the organism in Eukaryota, Fungi, Ascomycota, Eurotiomycetes, Eurotiales, Aspergillaceae.
AUGAAAUAUUCCGAGCUUCUGGGAACGCCGGAACCGAUCCGUCGCUCACAGGCGAUUAUCUACUACAUUGACAACGACAAAUGGUGGAUCACAGUGACUCUGCUAGGCCCCGUCGCUAAACUUCUUGAAAAUGUCGCCAUGCAGCAGCAGCAGCAAGCUUCAAAGCGUGAGCGACGCGAAUUCUUCCGGGGCUUUGUCCAACAGCUUAAUUACAAGUUGCUCCCCCUCCUAGCCGACACUGUGACUGAGAUCAUACUGGGCGAGGAUGAGAAGAACGAGGAGGAUGAGACGGAUGAGAAUUCCACAACGCCGGGACUAGAAGCUGAGGUCACAGUGGACACUACCACGAACAUGACGGAGACGAAGGGCGACGCCAAUUCGACGUUCUUAAGAUGCAGAAUUCAGGAAGACCCUCUUAGAGUCGUCUAUCCUUCGUGCGACGAGUUUCGUUCCUUCCGCAGGAUCAACUAUGAGGAGCUUACGAAGGGUGCGAACAUCACAGACUAUGUAUACUGGGUCAGCAACGGUGGGGCUCAGUAUGUCCUCAAGAAGAUCAACCGUCUUAUAUACUGGCCCGGCGAUACCGAAGUUAUCUGCAAGGAGCUGGAAAAUCUUGAGUAUUUCGCAGGUGUCCCAAAUAUCGCACAGGCGGCGGGGGUCGCGGUAUCUAUGAACCCUUACCAGACAUCGACUACAGGCGAGAAACAACUAGUGAUAGUUGGAAUCCUGCUUGAGGCAUAUCCUGGUGGAUCUCUACAGCAAACCCUUACGGAGCGUCGUGUCGCAGAGUACUGCUGGCAGAAAUGGGCUGUUCAAAUUGGAACUGCAUUGGAGUGCUUUCACAAGGCUAAGAAAACUCAUAUGGACCUAAAACCUUCGAAUAUUGUUCUCGAUAAGGAGGGGAAUGCAGUGCUUAUCGACAUUAGCGGUAUAGGAGGGUUCACUUGGGAGUGGUGUGCACCAGCGCUCUGGGCGGAAGACAGGACUUUGCCCUUUGAGCAUACAUUUGAAGAGCGCCAAUUUAACGACAUUUGGGCUUAUGGGAGGAUUCUCUCAGAGAUUGCAUCACAGGCAGGAGAUGGCCCGUAUGUGGAGACGUUGCACCAGGUUGCGGACACUUUGAUGGUGGACGAUAUCGGGACACAGACGAGUUUGUCGAGUGCGCUGUCGCAGCUCAAGGAUGCGGACAACCGGGCAUGA